AUGGCGAUUCACGAUCAAGGUCAUGAUGACGAUUACAGUGAUGGUAACGAUUACGAUAAUGAUCACGAUAACGGUAACGGUUGGAGUAAUAGUAACGAUGAUGGUAACAAUAACAUAAACAAUAAUGAUAACGGUAACAGUGAUGGUUACAGAGAUGGUAAUGGUAACGGUGACUGUAACGGUGAUGGUAACAGUAACUAUAAUCGAAACAGUAACGAUGAUGAUAACAGUGACGAUAACGUACACGAUUACGGUAAAUGUAACAGUGAGGGUAUUGGUAAUGGUAAUGAUUACGAUAAUGGUAACAAUAAUGGUUACUACGACGGUAACGAUGACGGUAAUGGUAACAGUAAUGAUAACGGUCACGGUGAUGAUAACGGUGACGGUGACGGUGACGGUAACGGUGACAGUGAAAGUAAUGACGAUUACGAUGAUGGUCACGGUAACGGUAAUGGUAACAAUAACGGUGAUGUUGACGAUGACUAUAACGGUAACAGUAAAGAUAAUGGUCACGGUCACGGUAACAAUCACUGUAUCCGUAACAAUAAUAGAAUGAUGAGAGUAAUGGUAACGGUAUUAGUGACGGUAACGAUGGCGGUGACGAUGACGGUAAUUAACAGUAACGAUGAUGGUAAUAGUAAUGAUUACAGUAACAGUGACGGUAAUAGUAACAGUAAUGGUAGCGGUAAUAGUCACGAUAACGGUUAUGGUCACGGUGAUUGA
Vitis riparia (riverbank grape) is the source of this 723-nucleotide messenger RNA. Its product is annotated as aspartate and glycine-rich protein-like. The transcript is spliced from 3 exons. Bases 1 to 723 code for a protein of 240 amino acids. The record is from RefSeq and is a predicted model, not a curated record. Lineage: Eukaryota; Viridiplantae; Streptophyta; Magnoliopsida; Vitales; Vitaceae.